Mycena citricolor is the source of this 2495-nucleotide messenger RNA. NCBI's taxonomy places the organism in Eukaryota, Fungi, Basidiomycota, Agaricomycetes, Agaricales, Mycenaceae. The record is from the annotation of a GenBank genome assembly.
CAUCUUCUUUCCUACGGCGGCGCAGCACUACCUCUGCUAGCGCAUGUCGCGAAUGAGUCAAUUUCUAGACUAAGGAUGAAUUUGGGGCUCCUUAUUCGGGUACGACCUCGGCGUCCCAAUGUGACCGGAUAUUAUCCUCAUUCGGUGUCCUCAGGCCGUUGAUUUAACGCCGGAGCGAGGAUUGCAACUCAUAGAUCGGCUGCACUUUCCCCAGCUCACGUUUAAAAGCAAGGGUGAUUCCGAACCUCACCCAAGUCACUAAACAUGCACCUGUUGAUAUCUUGCCUCGCCUCUGCCCUCCCAGCAACGAUGCUGGCCUCGGCUUUCUAUCGGGCAUUGCGCCCUCGCAGAAACGAGAUCGACUUCAACUUCCAACCUAGCGCGCUGCUCAGUGUUGUCGGAUCGACUGUGGCUUUGAUACUGCAGAACCACCAUCCCAGUAUCAGCCUCGCCAUGCACAAUCAUUCGAACUUUCAAGAACGUCCGCUGAUUCGCUAUCUCCGUACCUUCAUAUACGUCGAGCUCGCAUUGAACGGUACCAACCAGGAGCAAGAGCAGACGGCCUCCUGGCUACGCUGGAUGCAUCGGCACAUCCGUGGGCCGGUGACCGAGAAGACGCGCGCCGAUUUCGGAAUCCCAGAUGGCAUCGACAUGUACGGCUACCUGGACGACCUCAAGGUCUACGUCAUUCAGACUCUGACCUGGGUCACGAUUGCAUUCGAAGAGCGGUUCAAUGGCGAACUGUCGCCCCGCAUGAAGGAUCUCAUCGUAUGGGAGUACACGUGUGCAGCAAUGCGUCUCGGUGUCCCGAGGGAGAUGCUAUCUUCAUCCUAUCCAGAUUUCAUCUCCGCCUUCAGUGCUCGUAUCGACUCACUUUCGACCGAGUGCAAGCUUACCUCCGACAUCAUCUUUUCCUUGGAAGCGAGCAUCUUGGUCUCAACUCGCAUGCGCUGGAUCACGUCGCUGGGUCUUAGGGCGGCAUUUCUCGUCGGACAUACCCUAUUGCCGGAGGAGUUGAAGGCACAGUACGUCCUCGCUGGUGUGCGCAGCCCCGUUUCGCGCAUGGUGCAGCGAGUCUUAUGCGCGCUUCUUUGGCUGCUAUAUCCGCUCCUGCUGUGGCUCCCACUUCGUGGUUUGAUUGCUUUCGUUAUCUUCCUCGAGCCAAGCAUGAAAGGCGUUGUAUCGGCGAGUUUCACUCCGUCUUUCUUCCGCGUGAUAGCAGCUGAAUUUGCACGUAAACAGUCAACUCUGCGGACGAUCCAUUCGAUGGACGUAAUAGAGGAUCGGCCAAUCCCGACCUCUGCCUCUGGAAUAGAACACGCAGACUACAUUGACUGGCUUGAAAAUAGUGGCCGUAUCCGCCCCUCGUUCCUCCAGCGUGCCUUCAUUAGCUUGCUGAAGUUUCGAGCCGGCUCUAUCUCCCUCUUGAGGAUGUGUUCGAGCAUCAUCGGCCACGUAACGAGCUCAAUUCGAUUUCAUCUGCUUGACAUGAUCGAGAGGUCCCGCUCUCGUCUGCUGGGCUCUCGUAUGAAGGACGCGAAAGUGAGCCCUUUGCAUGUUGGCAUGAUCAUGGACGGCAAUCGUCGCUUUGCUCGUCGGCGGAAUGAGCAAAUCAUCGCAGGGCACCGAACGGGUGCCGUGACUGCUUCUCGGGUGGUAGAAUGGUGGCUCAGGCACCGCCACAUCGGCCCGCGAUACCUGACAUGCUGGGCCUUUUCAUCAGACAACUUCGCCCGGCCGACUGCGGAGCAGGACGGGCUGUUCGGCCUCAUGACGAGCGAGUUCAAGGCGCUCGCGUUCUCCAGCGUCGUUCAUCUCUAUCGCAUCCGGAUCACCUUCAUCGGCAGCGCGAAUGCCCGGACUAAACUGCCGCCCACGCUGGUCGAGGCCAUGGACUUUGUCGAGCGAGUGACGGGUGGGUAUGAUGCUCUGUUUUUGCAGAUCGCUGUCGGAUACGGGGGCAGGGAGGAGAUUGUGGACGCUGUCAAGUCGCUCCAGGACCGUCAGGAACGCAUCAGCGAGGCGAGUGUCUCGCGUGAGAUGUACGGCCGUGAGCAGGGUAUUCCCCCUGUGGAUCUGAUUGUGCGCACCUCUGAAAAGCGGACCAGCGGAUUUCUGCUAUGGGACAGCCAAGCGGCCGAAUUGCACUUCAUCGAUAAACUGUGGCCUGAGUUAUCGGAGCUAGACUGGCUGCAGACUCUGGAUGCCUAUGCCGAGCGGGAGAUUAGGGGCGGGAAGUAAACAGAGAAACAGUCGGAGAUCCCCCGGUGGUGACGAGACGUUACUUAUGUCAGCAACACAGAGCAGCGGAAGUGGAAGAGAAAAUAUUGAUUUAGAAUGCUAGUCAGUCCACAAUCUUAUACACGAGCGACACAAUCGGAGAUCCUCGGGAGCAGUGAGAGAUUACUUAUGCUAGCUGUAUAAACCAAAUUGGGAAGAGAAAAAUUUGCAGUAGAAUCUUAGUCAGCGCACGAUGUGUAGAAUUUUACCCCAGC